AUGUGUUGUGGAAGUGAUUGUCAGGGAAGUGGUUUUUGGAGAAGAAAAUUAAUGUGUCGGGAAAGUAAUUGUUGGAUAAAUGGUUUUCAGAGAAGUAAUUGUCAGGGAAAAAAAUUUCAAGGAAAUGAAAAUUUCGGGGAAAUAAAAAUUUUGGAAAAGUAA
This is a messenger RNA of Cetraspora pellucida, 162 nucleotides long. The record is from the annotation of a GenBank genome assembly. NCBI's taxonomy places the organism in Eukaryota, Fungi, Glomeromycota, Glomeromycetes, Diversisporales, Gigasporaceae.